Molecule: messenger RNA, 4728 nt
Organism: Plasmodium reichenowi
Lineage: Eukaryota; Apicomplexa; Aconoidasida; Haemosporida; Plasmodiidae
Product: serine/threonine protein kinase, putative
Exons: 1
Coding region: 1-4728 (1575 amino acids)
Biological process (GO): protein phosphorylation
Molecular function (GO): ATP binding; protein kinase activity
Source: RefSeq, a predicted model, not a curated record
AUGAAGAUGCAUAAAUGUUUCUUGUGUAAUUAUUUUGUCAAAUUUGUAAAAAGAAAGAAACGUAAAAAAGGAAGUAAACUGCGUUUUAUAAAAUGUAAAGAUAUAGAAAGCAAGAAAUAUAUUGUUAGAAGGUUUGAUAAAAGAAGGAAUGAAGAUAACAAGAAGAUAUGUGUUUUAAAAAACAUGUUAAUUACAAGUAAUGAAUUUAGUGUAUUAAAAAAUGAGAAUGAAAUUUUAUUGUUAUCAUCUAAUGAAUGUUAUAAAAAAGAAGAAUAUAAUAAUAUGAUAAAUCUAAAUAAUAAUAAUAAUAAUAAUAAUAUUAAUAAUAAUAAUAAUAAUAAUAAUAAUAAUAAUAAUAAUAAUAAUAUUAAUAAUAAUAAUAAUAAUAAUAAUGUGUAUCCUUCCAAUAUGGAUAAUAUUUCAAAGAAGCGUUUCUCAGAGAAUAUAUAUAUGAACAAACAUAUAAUUAAUAGUAGUAUUAUAAAUUGUGAAAAUGUAAAUUAUGAUAUAAAAGAAAAGUCCAAUAUUAAUAAAGAAGAUUGUGAUGCAUUAUAUGUUUCAGCUGAUGUUCGUAAUAUAAAUAAUGAUUUGUGUGACAUACCAAAAAAUGUAAUUAAUGAAUAUAAGAUGAAGACCAAUUAUCUAAUAGAUAAAUAUUUUUGUAGAAUAUUAACGUUUUGUAAAAUUAAAAAAAUUAAACAAGACCUUAUAAAACUCCUACACUUUAUGUAUUUAUAUAUAUCAAUAAAAAAUAAGAAUUGUAAGAAUAAUGUUCAUGUAAAUAAUUUAUUUAAAAAAUAUUUAAAGUUAUAUAUUAAAAAGAAUAUUAAAGGAAACGAAAAAAAAAAAAAAAAAAAAAAAAAGGAUGGUGUGAUAGAUUGUAUAAAAGAUAUAUAUAAUAUAUGUAAUAAAUAUGAUAUAUAUAAUAAAUAUAAUAUAUAUAAUAAAUAUAAUAUAUAUAAUAAAUAUAAUAAAUAUAAUAUAUAUAAUAAAUAUAAUAUAUAUAAUAAAUAUAAUAUAUAUAAUAAAUAUAAUAUAUAUAAUAAAUAUAAUUUAUAUAAUAAAUAUAAUAUAUAUAAUAAAUAUAAUAUAUAUAACAAAUAUAAUAUAUAUAAUAAAUAUAAUAUAUAUAAUAAAUAUAAUUUAUAUAAUUCAUAUAAUUUGUGUUAUUUAAAAAUUAACCAUGUUAAUAGUAAUAAUAAUAAUGAUGAUGAUAAUAAUGCUCAUCCUUUAAAAAAAAGAAAAAUCCUCUUGAAUAAUAUCUAUGUCCUUAAGAAAUUUUUACUUUUGUACAAAUCAUAUAAAAUAAUUAACAUCUUGAAUAAAUUAUACUUUUUGUGUUUUACAAAUUUUUGUUUUAAUAUAAAUAGGAAAGAUUAUUUUUAUAAGAAUAUACUUUAUCAGAUGAAAAAGAGAAAAUGUGAAUAUAUACACAGACAGAUUGUCGAGAUAUAUAUACGUAUUAUUAACAUACUUAAGAUGAAAAGAGUUGGAAAGAGAUAUGUGAGAAAAACGAAUUUGUUCACUAUAAAUUAUAGUAAUAUAACUAAUCAAAUGAGAUAUGAAAUAUUGAGAACUAAAUAUAUAAAUGUAGUUAUAUGUUUAUGUAGAAUAUUUUUUAAAUAUGUUGAGAAUAUUUUAUUAUGUAAGAAAAAUCUGUUAAAAAGAUAUUUGUAUUCUUAUAACAAAUUGAAAGAGCAAUAUUAUCCUUAUAAUAAUAUUAAAAAGGAUAUGGUUAUGGAAAAAAGACUAAUAAAAAAUAUAUGUAGUGAUUAUUUUAAUUAUAUAAAAAAGAAAAGAAAUGGUCUUUUUAAUAGGAGCACAGGAAGAUAUAAUUUUAAAAAUAAAACACACAACAAGAAUGAAGCGUAUGUCAUAAAUAUUAGUGAUUUAAAAAAUGAAGAAUCUGAAUUUCGUCAUAUCAUUAAUUUGGAUAAUUUUUAUAAAAAUAAGAAGAAUGAAAAUAUAUUUAUGUCAGUUCCCAGACAGAAUAGAAAUAAUAAAAAGGAAGAAAUAGAAAAAAAAAAAAAAAAAAAUACAUAUAAGAGAAAGUAUAAGGGUAUUAAAUAUUUAUACUGUAGACUUAAAAAUAAUCCGGAUAUAAUUAAGAUAGGAAGGGCGAAUAAGAUAAAGAGACUACCUAAGUAUAAGAUAAAGAAAAAAAUAAAAAGAAUACAUUGUCAUAAUAAUUUUUCAGAGUAUUUAUAUAAAGGCAUAGAAGGAAAUAUAGGUCAAUAUAAAAAUGAGUAUUUUACUACUAUGAAUAGAACUUAUUUAAUGAAAAGGAAAUUAAAGGAACACCGAGUGAGAAUAAGAAAGAAAUAUAUAGAGGAUAUUGAACCGAAUGUUAAAAAAAAAAAAGCACCAUUAUAUGAAAAUAUAAAUGAAAAUUUAUGUGUAGAUAGGAAUAAAAAUUUAUGUGUAGAUAGGAAUAAAAAUUUUUGUGUAGAUAGGAAUAAAAAUUUAUGUGCACAUAUAAAUAAUACGAAUAAUCAUGUAACCAAUCUUGGUUUGAUUAAAAAAGUUGAGGGAGAUGAAAAAAAAGGGAAAGGGGAGUUCUUUACAGAUAUAACAUGUGCCGAAAGGUGUGAUGUGAUAUCAAGAUAUAAAGAGGAUAAUAAAAAUAAGGAUAUAAUAAGAAUAAAUACAACUCAUUUGAAUAUUAAUGUAAAAAGGGAUUGUAUUAUAAAUAGCAAGACCGAAAUAAUGUUUAGGGUACAUUGUGAGAAAUAUACAAAAAAAAAAAGGAGUAGCAAUAAUAUGAUGAAAGAUAUUAAUAUAAAGAAUGAUUUAACUAAUAUUAUAUAUGUAGAUGAUAAAGACAAAAUAGGACAUGAUGAAGAUCAGGUAUGUAAAAUGAAUGAAGAUUUUAAGGAAAAGCAUAAAAUAAUGAAGGAUUUUCUGAAAUUGGUGGAUUUUUCAAAAGAUAAUAAUGAAUAUAAGGAUGUUCAUUAUGAUGAAGAUAAUAAUGGUAAUUAUAAUGAAUAUAAGGAUGUUCAUUAUGAUGAAGAUAAUAAUGGUAAUUAUAAUGAAGAUAAGAAUGGUAAUUAUAAUGAAUAUAAGAAUGUACAUUAUAAUCACUUAUUAAGGAGAGAAAAACAAUUCAUAGAAUAUUUAAAAAACUGUGAUGAUAUUAAAAAUAAUUACGAUAUGAUUACAUUAAUAAAAGACAAUACAUUUAAUUUUGUUUACAAAUGUUAUGAUAAAAAGAGGAAUAGAUAUGUUGCUAUAAAAUGUGUAAAUAAAGAAAAGCAAUUAUCUAUUAUGAGUUAUAGUACUUAUGUUAAUAUAUAUAAAAUUAUACAAAGGAUUAAUAAUGAGAAUGUAGUAAAAAUAUAUGAUUUAUUAGAAAAUAAAUUACAUUUUUUUAUUGUUAUGGAGUUAUGUGAAGGUAUUGAUUUAGUAGAUUAUGUGUCUAAGGAAAAUAUUUCUUUUGAGAAAACUAAGAGUAUUAUAUGUCAGCUAUUGAAUGGAAUAUAUGCUUUACAUUCUAAUUAUGUUAUUCACCGUGAUAUCAAAUUAGAUAACUUAAUGUUUAAGGAUAAGAAUUUAGAAACAUUAGUAAUCGUAGAUUUUGACAUGAGUGUGUAUAUGUAUAACGAUUCUGAAACGAGUACAAGAUAUCAUACAUGUGGAACGCAAAAUAUGAAUACAAUAUAUCCAAUCUGUGGCACAGAUAAUAUGAAUGAAUUAUAUGAACUUAAUGACAUUCGAGAUAAGCAUAUGAACCUGUUAAGAAGUUUGACGAAAGAGCAAUUUUAUGAGGAAAAAUUUAUAAAUAUGAACACAGUACAAAUAAAAGGACUGAAUGAUAACAUUAGAGAUGAGAAUGAUUAUUAUAUAAUGAAUAAGCAUCAUCAUCAUCAUCACCAUCACCAUCACCAUCACCAUCAUCAUAAUAAUAAUAAUAACAAUGUUGUGUGUGAAAAAUUGGGGGGACAAAAUUACCAUGCUAUGAUGGGUAAGAAAUAUGAACUUUCUGAAUAUCCAAAAGACACAAAUUUUGAAAAGGAUAAUUUAAUUAUAAAUAAUAUAUAUUCAAAUAAGACAUAUAAAAACAAAAAUGAUAAAAAUAAUGUGAUGAAGAUGAUACCCUUUUCUGAAAAUUAUAUGAAAGGAAAUAAGAAUAAUAAGAAAACAACGUCACUGAAUUAUAAGUAUAUAAAUUCUAUAGGUAGAAAUUUAUGUGCUUGUACAGGAAAUACAGAAAAGACUUUUAUUAAUGAUGGAGAAAAAGUUAUAUAUAAUGAUUUAAUAAUAGGAACUAAAGAAUAUAUGUCACCAUAUUGUUUAAAAGGUAUAUAUAGUAUAAGAACAGAUAUCUAUAGUAUAGGAGUAACUAUAUAUUUAAUACUUUUUAAAAAUUUCCCAUAUUUAUUUGAUGAAAUUAGUAUAAGAAAAUGGGAACAUUUUGUUAUUACCAAAAAUAAAAAUAUUCUUAUUCCAUUCUCCUUCUUAUUUCAUAAUAUUAAUUGUUCUUAUUUUAUUAAAUUAAUGGAUAUAUACUUAAUAAAUAAUAAUAUAUACUUUAGUAAAAAUAGUUAUUUAUUAGAUAACAAAUUCAACGAAUUAGAAAAAAUAGAAAACAUCAAAUUUGAUUUUAAGCAAUUCAAAAUUAAUGUUAACAAUAUUUAUUUGAUACAAAUAUUGAAGAAAUCUUUAUCUCUCGAAAUAAAUGAGCAGUACACUAAUGUUUCGGAAAUUCUGGAGAAUAAAUUUUUUACAUAA